Messenger RNA from Phoenix dactylifera (date palm), 534 nucleotides. RefSeq names its product ATP synthase subunit epsilon, mitochondrial-like. Gene Ontology annotation, biological process: proton motive force-driven mitochondrial ATP synthesis. The record is from RefSeq and is a predicted model, not a curated record. Gene Ontology annotation, molecular function: proton-transporting ATP synthase activity, rotational mechanism. NCBI's taxonomy places the organism in Eukaryota, Viridiplantae, Streptophyta, Magnoliopsida, Arecales, Arecaceae. Gene Ontology annotation, cellular component: mitochondrial inner membrane.
AAGCGAGAGCUUCCGGGAGAGGAAGGAGAGGGGAAUUUGGUUGGGUGGCGGAGAGUUGAGAUCAUCGGGGGCGAUGGCAUCAGCGGCGGCCGGAUCGAGCGCGGCGGUCCCGUUCUGGAGGGCCGCGGGGAUGACGUACAUAACCUACUCCAACAUCUGCGCGUCCCUGGUGCGGAGCUGCCUCAAGGAGCCCCACAAGUCGGAGGCCGUCAACCGGGAGAAUGUCCAUUUCGUCAUUUCCAAGUGGGCGAACGGCAAGCCUGAGAAGCCCACCAUCCGUUCGGAUUCACCUGAAGAAUGAGAGCUGGCUAGCUGGGGCACUGGUGGCUUGAUCAUCAAUAUGACGUUCUCUUUGUCUUGAUUUCUUAUAUACUUUCACAAAGCUUUGAUAUGUACUCUGAUGUGGCUGUCAAGUGGCAAGAUUUUUCUGGCAUGCAAAGAAUAAAGUUUUUGAUGUUGGUAGAUGUCAAACCAAAGACUGUUUUUACGGUUCCUUAAUUUUAUAUGAUUUUAGUUUUUCAUUUCAAGACGCAA